AUGGAAAUUCAUACUUUCAAGUUCGUUCUUUUGGCAUUCGCAUGCGUUUCAAUAAUAGAUUCGACUUUUACUCAAGCAGAAGAUUCUGAGCGUUUCUUCAAUGAACAUGACUUUGACGAACGAGAUGUCCCGUAUAAGUUAUGGAAAGAUGAAACAAGGUACUCAAACCUGCUAAACUCUUUUCUUCCAAAAAACGAAACAUUCACGCAAGUCACAGAAAAUUCAUUUGAAGAAACGUUGGAGGAAGUGAAAUGGAGUACCAAUCCGCCAAGAGAAUCUGUGAAAAAACGAGCAAGAAGGAAGCCAAAGAUACGGCCAAGUGUAGUGAAGAAGCUAGUACUAACCAGAGCACUAAGAAGAAGCUGUCUUGUAGCUCAUAACGAAGCGAGAAAAAUUGUUAAACCACCUGCAAGUAACAUGAGGAAACUACACUGGGACAAAGAGCUUGAAUCACUGGCGACUUCUUAUUCACGAAAAUGCUUGUGGAAACAUAACCAAAAAACUCAACACAAGAGAUUUGACUGGGUGGGAGAAAAUUUAUUUAUAUCAUAUGAAUUUAAUAAAUUUGAUGAAGAAUAUACCGCCCUAGCGGUGAAAUAUUUCGAUGACGAGAAAGAAUUUUAUAAUUACAAGAAAAACAACUGUGAAAAAGGAGAAGUCUGCGGUCAUUACACCCAGGUCGUUUGGGCAGAUACGUUCAGACUAGGAUGUGGAGCAACGCAAUGUGCUAAUGUGAAUGUAGGUGGAAAAAUAUGGAAAAAGGCUACUCUGUUUGUCUGCAACUACACACCGGGAGGAAACUAUGCGGGCGUUAAACCCUACAAGACGGGCAAUGGAUGUACAGGCUGCCACGAGACAGACACGUGUGUAUCUGAUAAACUUUGCUGGAAUCAAAUGCGCGGAAACAACUUUAACAAUGCAACAAUGAUAAACUUCACGGAGUGGGGACCGUGGGGAUCCUGUUAUGGAACUUGCGGAAGUGGAAUUAAAUUCAGAGACAGAACAUGCAACACUUUCGUGCGUGAAGACUGUGAAGGUAAAUUCACCGACGACAAAGUAUGCUGGGCCGGCCCAUGCAAUAAGAAGCGUAUUAAAACAGGGAAAACUUCACCAAAGAAUAAAAACAGCAAAAGACAAAAUGAAAAAGACAUUGUAUAGAAAAAUAUGAGAAAUACACCUAGGGUAUGAAGUAGAGAAUGUUAGCAAAUAUUCCUCAACUAGGAACGAGUCUGAUUAUUUUUGUCUUAAUCCAUAUUUCGA
Molecule: messenger RNA, 1260 nt
Organism: Styela clava
Lineage: Eukaryota; Metazoa; Chordata; Ascidiacea; Stolidobranchia; Styelidae
Cellular component (GO): extracellular region
Source: RefSeq, a predicted model, not a curated record